AUGCAUAUUCUAGUUGUCAACGACGACGGACCGCCGUCGAACCAGUCUUCGCCGUAUAUCCAUUCGCUCGUCGUCUCGCUGCAAUCGGCCGGACAUACUGUUUCAGUAGUAUUACCACAUCAGCAGCGAUCAUGGAUUGGUAAAGCACACCUGGUCGGAGCAGCGGUGAAGCCCACCUACUUCCGGCCUGGGACUUUGCACAAGGACGAUGGAACAACUCACGAGUUGCCCCACGGUAUGAACGAAGGCGACGACGAAGAAUACGACGGCGAUGAGUGGAUCCUUGUCGACUCGACGCCGGCUAGCUGUGUGCAGAUCGGCCUAUACCACUACUUUGACGACCGCGGUCCGAUCGACCUGGUCGUUUCUGGGCCGAACUAUGGCCGGAACUCGACAGCGCUCUUUGCCAUGUCCAGCGGAACGAUUGGUGGCGCCAUGGAGGCCGCGGUCUGUGGGAAACGUGCCAUCGCUCUGUCAUACGCAUUCAGCUCGCGUCAGCAUGAUCCCAUCGUUAUCGCGGAGGCUUCGCGGCAUUCGGUCCGGUUGAUCGAGUACCUUCACAAGAACUGGGCGGAGGGAGUCGAUCUAUACAGUGUCAAUGUACCUCUGGAGCCUGGUGUGAGCGAGGCCAAGGUUCUCUACACCCAGAUGCUCGAUAAUCGCUGGUCGUCUGGCAGCUGCUUUAAGGCUGUUGAGGCAUCUGCCUCGAUGGACGGCCCGAGUGCGCAUGAGCACAAGCUGCGGGAAGAAGGCGAGGGUGCUGGGAAAGCUCUGGCUGCAGAAGGGAGCAAGCCUUCGAUCAAGCGAUCUCGCAUCCAACACAAGCACUUCGAGUGGGCGCCCAAUUUCACGGAUGUCUACAGAAGCGUGGAUGAGGGUACGCCUGGAAAUGACGGGUGGGUUGUGAAGGAGGGAAUGACUAGUGUGACGCCGUUGAAGGCUAAUUUCAUGCACACGCCCGGUAUCGAAGGGGAGAUCAAGCUACCGGAUAAUAAUGAGCCUACAUUAUAUACCAUCGUGGACAGCGACAAUCCAUACGUCCAGAGUCUCAUGGAGCAGGCCCUGCAGCGUCGCCUCGGCGCCGGCCAAAGUCGCACCAUCUCCUCCCUGGCCGACCUCCCGUCUCCCUCCGCUCCUGUGUUCCAGUAUCGCGAAUACGAACGGCUGGAUUUCGAGCACGCCAUGAUGCACUCCUCGUCGUCCCUCGCGAACGCCUACAUCAUCCGCAAGGCGCUGAUCCGCAAACACUACCUGUCCAACACCGUCACGAACUGGGUGACCAAGCACCCGGACAGCGUUUUGGCCAAGCACUUCAAGUUCGCCUGCGACUUCGAGCUCGACUACGCGGAAUUCCUCGACGACGCCCUCCUAGAGGCCUACGAGCUCCGCGAGAGCCUCGAACGCAACGAGACCCUACCGGAGUCCGAGAAGGAAUGGUGGAUCCUCAAAGCCGGGAUGAGCGACCGCGGCAACGGCAUCCGGCUGUUCAACAGCGAAGACGGACUCCGCGAGAUCUUCGAAGAAUGGGAUCCUGAUUCGGAUGACGAGGAGGAAGAUGAUGAGGAGGAGGGGAGUGACUCGGAGCGUCCCACCAAGCCCGAGGAUGACGACGACGACGACAACGAUCACGGCGUGGUCACCUCGCAACUGCGCCACUUCAUCGCGCAGCCGUACAUCGACCCGCCGCUCCUGCUCCCCUCGGCCGCGAACCGCAAGUUCCACAUCCGCACCUACGUCCUGGCCGUUGGCUCGCUGAAGGUCUACGUCUUCCGGGAGAUGCUGGCCCUGUUCGCCGCGAAGCCCUACUGCGCGCCCGGCGACGAAGAAAAACAAGGCGACGGGGUCACGGACCUGGCCCGCCACCUCACCAACACCUGCUUCCAGGACGGCGGCAGCGCCAACGAAGGCAGCGUCCGCCGCUACUGGCAGCUGGACGAGGCCGUCCCGGGCCUCGCGCCGGACUGGAAGGAAACGCUCUUCGAUCAGAUCUGCGCCGUCACCGGCGAGGUCUUCGAGGCCGCCGCCCGCGGCAUGAUGGUGCACUUCCAGACCCUUCCCAAUGCCUUCGAGCUGUUCGGCGUCGACUUCCUCGUCGAUCACACCGGCAACGCCUGGCUGUUGGAGCUGAACGCCUACCCGGAUUUCGCCCAGACCGGCGAGGAGCUGAAGGAUCUGGUCGUGGGGCGUCUGUUCGAGGAGACGGUCGAUGUGGCUGUCAAGCCGUUCUUUGCGCUGGGGGAGGAGGCGACGGCGGCGGUCAAUGGGACGGACUCGAUGAGGCUGGUUGCUGAUUUGGAGUUGGGGCGGAAAGAUUAG
Molecule: messenger RNA, 2316 nt
Organism: Aspergillus brunneoviolaceus CBS 621.78
Lineage: Eukaryota; Fungi; Ascomycota; Eurotiomycetes; Eurotiales; Aspergillaceae
Product: putative acid phosphatase
Exons: 4
Coding region: 1-2316 (771 amino acids)
Biological process (GO): protein modification process
Cellular component (GO): P-body
Molecular function (GO): hydrolase activity
Source: RefSeq, a predicted model, not a curated record